This is a messenger RNA of Sphaerodactylus townsendi, 2289 nucleotides long. RefSeq names its product angiotensin II receptor type 1 (gene AGTR1). The transcript is spliced from 3 exons. Gene Ontology annotation, cellular component: membrane. The record is from RefSeq and is a predicted model, not a curated record. Gene Ontology annotation, molecular function: angiotensin type II receptor activity. Lineage: Eukaryota; Metazoa; Chordata; Lepidosauria; Squamata; Sphaerodactylidae. Gene Ontology annotation, biological process: G protein-coupled receptor signaling pathway; immune response; regulation of vasoconstriction. The coding region runs from base 401 to 1480 and encodes 359 amino acids.
CUUCUUCCAGCCAAGAGAGACGGAGAGGGGGCAACUCUCGAGUGGCGCAUCUGCAGUUGCACAACCGCUCCCCCGGCCAGCUGAGCGCAGACUCUCCUUGGCAAGUUGCGCCUCUUUUCUUUGUCCUGCUUGGGUCAAGGCCCUCUGGUCCAGCCACUACUACUUUGCAGAACUGCUCAUCCCACCACAUCCAGAAUCAAACUGAGGUUACCUAAAGGAGGUAGUGCCUGUAGCUAUAGAGGAGCCUGAAGUCUACAGGCAGUAACAGCAGGAUCCUGACCAGCAUUCUGGGGUGCCAUACAUGCCCUUCACGCUCUGAACUGAGUUUCUAUCCAUCCUUUCUCCACUCCAGGUGAAAUUGGCAUCAGAUUUCCAGAUUCCUCCAUCUGAACUGAUCAAGAUGGCUACGAAUACGUCCAGUGAAGAGGAAUAUAGAAGAAUCCAUGUUGAAUGUUCCCAGUCGGGAAGGCAUGAGUUCAUAUUCACCAUGGUUCCAACUGUGUACUCCAUCAUUUUCAUCAUCGGUAUAUUUGGAAACAGCUUGGUAGUGAUUAUCAUUUACUGCUACAUGAAAUUAAAAACUGUGGCAAGUGUAUUUCUGCUGAAUUUAGCCUUGGCUGAUUUGUGUUUCCUAAUGACUUUGCCCUUGUGGGCUGCCUACACCGCCAUGCAGUACCAGUGGCCUUUUGGCAACUGCUUAUGUAAGUUAACUUCAGCCGUGGCAACCUUCAACCUGUAUGCCAGCGUGUUUCUCCUGACGUGCCUUAGCAUUGACCGUUAUUUGGCAAUAGUGCAUCCAAUGAAGGCACGACUUAAGCGUACAAUGUUCAUUGCUCAAAUAACUUGCAUCGUAAUCUGGCUGUUGGCAGCACUUGCAAGCUUACCUGUCGUCAUUCACCGAGGUGUAUAUGUCAUUGACAAUACCAAUGUGACAGUGUGUGCUUUUUGGUACAAGACCUUCAACAACACAACUCUGAAAGUUGGAUUAGGUUUAUCGAAAAACAUGUUGGGAUUCUUGAUCCCCUUUGUGAUCAUUUUAACAAGCUACACAUUAAUCUGGAAGACCUUGAAAAAGGCUUAUCAGAUUCAGAAAAACAAGACAAGAGGAGAUGACAUUUUUAAGAUGAUUAUUGCAAUCGUCCUUUUCUUCUUCUUUUCUUGGAUUCCUCACCAAAUAUUCACAUUUUUGGAUGUAUUGAUUCAGCUUGGUGUGAUAGUGGAUUGUUCUACAAUAGAUAUUGUGGAUACAGCUAUGCCCUUCACCAUCUGCAUAGCUUACUUCAACAACUGUCUGAAUCCCUUCUUUUAUGGCUUUUUUGGGAAAAAAUUUAGAAAAUACUUUCUUCAGCUUCUCAAGUAUAUUCCCCCAAAUGUCAGGCACUCUAGUCUAACCACAAAGAUGAGUACUCUUUCGUACCGACCUUCAGAAAACUUAAUUCUAUCUGUCAGAAAAAACGGUGAGCUCUUGGACAUUGAGUGAUGGGCUUAUAACAUGGGUCUUCUGCAACAAGCUGGUAAGAAUGAUGAUUCUCAAGCUCCCAGUUACCAGAGCUUAACAAAUUAAACUACCUGAGGCGUCAUCGAGUGGAAACUGAGCAAUGUUCCUUCAUUUCAUAUUGCUAAAAGGAUUGUUGGUUGUUUACAAGCGAGCGCUAGCAGAAAUAUGCCAACAUUCUGCUGUCCCAAAUUCUGAUAUGGACAGCAGGACAGAUUUUGGUAUGUGCCAGAAAGUGUGAUCAAAUUACCAACUUAAUCCUAGUUGUUUGAUGAAACUGACUUUGAACAAGUGGGAGCCGCUCCAGCCUACCCUUUUGGGAUCUUACUCACAAGAGCUGUGUAAAAGGCUUGGCUUCAAAGUCCUGAAAGGAAAGGAAAAGUCAUGCAAUUUUGCAAGAAAUGUUAAUAUUUAUUACACAACACUCAAAUGUAAUGCAGAUCAACCUGUAACAUAUAGGCAUAUAUAGUAUAUACAUACACAACGUUUAUUUCUAUGUCAGCAGGAAAUUUAAGGCUGUCAGAAUUGUGCCUAAAAAUACUGGUAGCAUUAGCAAAAUUAUUUAUGGCCAAAAUGUAUAUAUAAAGCAAAAUUAACAUGAAAAUUAACAUGAAUUAUGUAAAAUAUUUCAAUUUCUGCCAUGACAUUUCUGAUGAAUAUAUUGCUCACAAAUCAAUGCAACAAAUGCAGAAAAUAACACAGAUUCAAGAAAUGGCUGCUUCUAUAAAUUUAAUGUUCUUCGAGCUAUUAACAAAAUUCAUAUUUAGGAAAUGAAGAUUAAAGGUAUGUAUACA